AUGGGGGGGCGUGUUGCGUGGGUGCCGGACUGGGGGUGUUUUGGGUGGGUGGUGCGGGUGGGCGGGGUGGCCCUGCGAAGAGGGGGGGUCGUCAUAGCCCGUUUGUCGGGUCGUUGGGAUGGGUGGGGUUUUGGGGGGGGUCGGUGGGGUCUUUUGUUGGUGCCUGCUGGAGGUCGGGGGUGGGUGAUUUCACCUGGCCCGCCGGGGUGCGCCGGGGAGGUGGGUUGGGGGGGUGGGGGUUUUGUGUGGGGGUCGGGUUUCGGGGGGCCCGACGUUUUGACUGUUUUUUUGCGUUGGGGGCGUGGGGGGCGGCGGGUGAUGGGCGAGAAGGGUUCCGUGAGGGGGAUGGGGGGCGGCGGACUGUUGCGGUGUUUUGUUUCUGGUCACGUAUGGGGGGGGGAUGGUGUUUACGGGGACCGGUUCGAUGGUCGGGGCGUGUCUUUGUUUUCUUGGGCGGACGGGUGCGGGUGGGUGUGGUACGGAGGCCCGGCGUGGGUGGUUGGCGACUGCUUUCCCUUUGUGCUACUGUUUUGGUCGGAGCUGGUUUCGCUCUUUUUGGUUGUCUUGGUUGUUUGGCCGUUGUUUGUGGAGUUGGGGUUGGCUGGUGGGAGCUGUGUUUAG
This is a messenger RNA of Knipowitschia caucasica, 621 nucleotides long. The record is from the annotation of a GenBank genome assembly. NCBI's taxonomy places the organism in Eukaryota, Metazoa, Chordata, Actinopteri, Gobiiformes, Gobiidae.